CCGAGUCCCGGCCAGUGCCUCUGCUUCCGGCUCGAGUUGCUCUCGCUCACGCUUGCCUUCAACAUGUCAGAGACUGCGCCUGCCGCGCCCGCUGCUCCGGCCCCUGCCGAGAAAACACCCGUGAAGAAGAAGGCCCGCAAGUCUGCAGGUGCGGCCAAGCGCAAAGCGUCUGGGCCCCCGGUGUCCGAGCUCAUUACUAAGGCUGUUGCCGCCUCCAAGGAGCGCAGCGGCGUAUCUUUGGCCGCUCUCAAGAAAGCGCUGGCAGCCGCUGGCUAUGACGUGGAGAAGAACAACAGCCGCAUCAAGCUGGGUCUCAAGAGCCUGGUGAGCAAGGGCACCCUGGUGCAGACCAAGGGCACCGGCGCGUCGGGUUCCUUCAAACUCAACAAGAAGGCGGCCUCUGGGGAAGCUAAGCCUAAGGCUAAAAAAGCAGGCGCGGCCAAGGCCAAGAAGCCAACAGGAGCGGCGAAGAAGCCCAAGAAGGCGACGGCGGCAGCCACCCCUAAGAAGAGCGCCAAGAAGACCCCAAAGAAGGCGAAGAAGCCGGCUGCGGCUGCUGGGUCCAAAAAAGCGAAAAGCCCGAAAAAGGCGAAAGCAGCCAAGCCAAAAAAGGCGCCCAAGAGCCCAGCGAAGGCCAAAGCAGUGAAACCCAAGGCGGCUAAACCAAAGACCGCCAAGCCCAAGGCAGCCAAGCCAAAGAAGGCGGCAGCCAAGAAAAAGUAGAAAGUUCCUUUGGCCAACUGCUUAGAAGCCCAACACAACCCAAAGGCUCUUUUCAGAGCCACCCACCGCUCUCAGUAAACGAGCUGUUGCACUACUAGGGGGCGUGGCUGGGGAAAAUGCUGCUAAGCAGGGGCGGGUCUCCCGGGAACGAAGUCGGGGGGGAGAAGAGUGGGAUUGUGUGUUGGCGUCUCGGGAGCUGUUUGACUAGCGUCGCGUCGCUUAUACGUCGCCCAACCCGGAGUGGAGUGGCGACAUCGCGGUUUUAUUGCGUUCUCGAAUGCUGGAGUUGAACCUAUUUGGGCCUCCCUAGGAGUUUGCACUUAGCACGACCUGGCCUGCAGAUAGCAGGGAAAACCGAAGUCCGGGUUUUCCCGGGCUUCUAUGCUGGGUUUUUCCGAGUUCCAAUCAGCACAGUGUAUCAAUUUCUAUGCUGGUUGCAAGCCUACUGGUUUUCCCUACCGAGUAUGGCAGGCAAUGAGGGAGUUGAGUACGUGUCCAUUUCAAGUGCUUGAGACCACUGACACAUACUGCCAGACUUGGGGGAUGUCCCAAUUAGCACGGCUUCUGUAUGCAACGAGUCCCAUAACUUGUUGAAGGAAGAAAGGGAUGUAAGCUCUCCUAAUCUGUUAAGUAUCUUUUCAGUGUAAGUAUCUUUUCAGUGUAAGUUCUGACACCACAAUGCUAAAAAAGUCGGAUGUCAAAAACAACUGCUCCAAGCGAAGUGCACAGCUGUCUUGCCUAAAGAGGCCUAUUUAUAGUAGCCUCGGGUAGUCUGGUGUGGGUUUUCUGAUUGGGUAAAAGUAAAGGAACGAAAUAGCCAAUGAAAAGGUAGACUUUUAAGUGUCGUUUACAUUGGCAUUUGUGACGACACACUAAAAUUAAUCCAAUCAUAAACGAAAUCUGAUUAACCUCAUUUGAAUACCGCAUCUAUAAAUGAACGGGGCCUCGGUGGGAGUGAUUAUUUUCUCAGGUGUUUGCAACAGUGUUGUAACUAGUUAACACUACGAUGCCUGAACCUACCAAGUCUGCUCCUGCCCCAAAGAAGGGCUCCAAGAAGGCGGUGACUAAGGCUCAGAAGAAGGACGGGAAGAAGCGCAAGCGCAGCCGCAAGGAGAGCUAUUCAGUGUAUGUGUACAAGGUGCUGAAGCAGGUCCACCCCGACACCGGCAUCUCUUCCAAGGCAAUGGGGAUUAUGAAUUCCUUCGUCAACGACAUCUUCGAGCGCAUCGCAGGCGAGGCUUCCCGCCUGGCGCAUUACAACAAGCGCUCGACCAUCACUUCCAGGGAGAUCCAGACGGCCGUGCGCCUGCUGCUUCCGGGGGAACUGGCCAAGCACGCCGUGUCGGAGGGCACCAAGGCCGUCACCAAGUACACCAGUUCCAAGUAACUUUGCCAAGUAAGCAUCUUUACACCUAAUCCCAAAGGCUCUUUUAAGAGCCACGCAUGUUUCCAAUAAAUGAGUUGUAAUCAUUUCAUUCAAAAGGGGGAUUAUUGGACUUAGCACUACAGUACCAAUCUUUAAUGUUACGUUAGUACUGCAGAGGAAAUAACUUGGAAGUUUUAGGGAAUAACAAUGGUUGCCAGAAAUUGAGUGCUAUGGGCACAUAUUAGAUCGUUAGCUCAUUUAGUAUCACAUAACACUAGCAUAAACAAAGUAUUGUAAAUGUAGAGCUCUUUCGUUUCCGUGUGCAGAUUUCCAAGUUGAUCGUGAUGUUGAUCCGGGACUCGGUGUGGUGAUGGCCCGCCCCGAGCACGAAAGUGCACGCUCUGGACAACUUCCUUAUAUUUGGAGCUUUCUCCACCACCACCCCGGCCCCCCAUUUUCUUGUAAAA
Molecule: messenger RNA, 2556 nt
Organism: Symphalangus syndactylus (siamang)
Lineage: Eukaryota; Metazoa; Chordata; Mammalia; Primates; Hylobatidae
Gene: H1-4
Product: H1.4 linker histone, cluster member
Biological process (GO): nucleosome assembly
Cellular component (GO): nucleosome
Molecular function (GO): structural constituent of chromatin; DNA binding
Source: RefSeq, a predicted model, not a curated record